AUGAUAUUUAGCAAAGGUCUAGUGCAAAAUUAAGAGUUUUGGAAUAAAUCUGACAUUCCAAUAUUUGAUAAGGAGGACUUUCAAAGUGUUUAAGUGUUAAUGGGGAAUUUUACAAAAGUUGGGAGGACCUUCAAAUAGAGAUGCCUCAGAACUUACUUUUUGGUGAAAUAAUUUUUAUUAUACUCGGAUGUGGGAAGUGGAAACAAUAUUAAAGGAUUUGUAUAAUUGGAUACUGUAUAUUGUUAAUUUAAUUAAUUGGAAACAGGAUUUUAAAUAGCAUUAAUAAAUAAUGGUUACUAAAUUCACCUGAAUACAGAGGACAAGCAACAAUUCAAAAUCUGGGUAGAUGCUUUGUCUAAUUGUUGUAUCUUAAGUGAUUUCGAUAAAGUAUACAAACUGGGAAUACAAAUAGGUUAAGGAAGUUUUUCAACAGUAAACCAAAAUAUUUAUUUUAAGGUUCAUUAAUGUUCGAAUGGGGAUGGUGAGAUAUUUGCUGUAAAAAUAAUAAAAAAACAAACAAUAAAAUAAUUUAAUAAAAAUAAGAGUUAUGAGGAAUAAUUAUUAAAUGAAAUCUAAACUCUUAGAAUGUUUAAUCAUGCUAAUAUUUUAAAAUUAUACAGAGUUUAUGAGAAUCAACAAAAAAUAUGUUUAUUGACUGAAUACAUCGAUGGUCCAGAGUUGGUUUCGUAACAGUCUUCAAAAAAGAUCUAUUCCUCGGAUGAUUUAAGAAUAAUGAUAAUUCACCUAUUCAGUGCAGUUGAAUAGAUUCAUUAAUAGAAAGUGAUGCAUAGAGAUAUUAAACCAUAAAACAUCAUAUUAAAUAAUAAUAAUAUACAGAACCCAGUUCUAAUUGAUUUUGGAUUGGCAGCAUUUACAUGUUAGAACAAUGUGCCUUUUCCAUAAUGUGGAAGUCCUGGCUAUUCAGCCCCUGAAGUAUUGAAAUAUGAUGAAUCUAAAAAGAUAUACAAUCAAUAAUGUGAUAUCUUUAGUUUGGGAAUAACUUUAUUUGUUGUUCUUUAUGGUUAUAAUCCAUUUAAGCAAAAUGAUUUAAAAUAAACCAUUAAAAAAAAUACUGAUGGAUAUUUCGAAAUACCUUCAUCCAAAUAUCCAAAAUCAUUGGAGAAUCUAAUCUGCCAAAUGACAAAAAAGUACCCUAAGGAUAGAAUUACCAUUAGAGACGCAUUAGACCAUUCCUUUUUCAAGACUCCUUUUUUUUGUUAAAUUCAGUUGCCAAAAUAAAUUGUAUCUAAAUAAUAUCGUGACAUCAUUGCCAAAGGAGAAAAUAACACUCAUAUUCAUGCCAGCAUGGAAAUGGAUUAGAAUAUCAAUUAUGUAAGCCAAGCUAAUACUUAAACUACUCCUCAAAACAAUGGAUAUAAAAAUAGAACCAUUUCAAUAAUGAGUGUGCCUAUUAGCAGAAAGAGCUAAGACUAUUAAAAAUAACAAGAGAUUAGUUCAUAUUCUAGAACUUCCAAUGAUAAGGAUUGUAAUCCACAGGAUAAAAUUCGUAUACCGUCUAAGACAUUAUCUUAUCAAAAAAACAUUUAAUUAGAUUUUGAGGACGAAUAUCAACUGAAUUGUUUGGAACAUGAUAAUAAUUUUGUAGAUCAAGAACAUUUAUAUAAACUUAACUUCUCUAUUAACUAAAAGUUAUUUUAAACCUCUAGGCUUAGUGUAAAUAAACACGAUAAUUGA
This is a messenger RNA of Paramecium tetraurelia, 1695 nucleotides long. RefSeq lists its product as uncharacterized. The transcript is spliced from 3 exons. Gene Ontology annotation, molecular function: protein kinase activity; ATP binding. The record is from RefSeq and is a predicted model, not a curated record. Lineage: Eukaryota; Ciliophora; Oligohymenophorea; Peniculida; Parameciidae. Gene Ontology annotation, biological process: protein phosphorylation.